Leptomonas pyrrhocoris is the source of this 843-nucleotide messenger RNA. RefSeq names its product putative V-type ATPase C subunit. The record is from RefSeq and is a predicted model, not a curated record. Gene Ontology annotation, cellular component: proton-transporting V-type ATPase, V0 domain. The coding region runs from base 169 to 843 and encodes 224 amino acids. Gene Ontology annotation, biological process: proton transmembrane transport. Lineage: Eukaryota; Euglenozoa; Kinetoplastea; Trypanosomatida; Trypanosomatidae. The transcript has a single exon. Gene Ontology annotation, molecular function: proton-transporting ATPase activity, rotational mechanism.
AGUCCCGUCAUCACUAUUGUGAUUUGCUGCAUCAACUGUGUUGCCUUGUAGCAAGCACAACGGCAUUGAACACCGCGGAACGUGCGUCUCUCUCUCCGCCACAAGGAAGGGAAAAAGCGUAUAUUUCGUUACUCGAUUCUUCUCAUCACUUAGAAGGAAGACGGCGCAAUGCCUGUAGAGCCUGAAGUUCUUCCCACGCCGAGUCGGCUACCGCCCGAUGACGCGAUGUACGUCGUGGGCCGCCUUGUGUGGUACAUCCUCAUUAUUGUGAUUGUCAUCUUUGGCAUCAUUCCAGCGCUGUGCGGCACCGUAUUCCCUCCCUUUUCGGCUCUCUGGACCGUUCUUGCCGGCGUCUCGCCGUACGCGUGGGCGUCGAUGGGCAUCGGCAUGGGCAUCUCUCUCUCCAUCAUCGGUGCCGCGUGGGGCAUCCUGACCAGUGGCGCGUCCAUCAGCGGCGCCGCCAUCCGCGCGCCGGAGAUUCGCAGCAAGAAUCUCAUUUCCAUCAUUUUCUGCGAGGCCGUCGCCAUUUACGGCGUCAUUCUCUCCAUCAUCAUGAUGGGUAAGAUCCAGGCGAGCACCGCCUCCGUUGGCGCGAACGGUGUGUACGCCUACGGCGCCAUCGCAGGUGGCUACACGCUGUUUGCGGCGGGCAUUGCGGUGGGCAUCGGCAAUAUGGCAUGCGGCAUCUCCGUUGGCAUUGUCGGCAGCAGCUGCGCGAUCGCCGAUGCGCACAGCAGCAGCCUGUUCGUGAAGGUGCUCGUCAUUGAGAUUUUCGCCUCCGCGCUUGGGAUUUUCGCCGUCAUCACGGGUAUUUUGAUGGCGCAGAAGGUGGAGAUGCCGUAG